Molecule: messenger RNA, 1962 nt
Organism: Myxocyprinus asiaticus (Chinese sucker)
Lineage: Eukaryota; Metazoa; Chordata; Actinopteri; Cypriniformes; Catostomidae
Product: transcription factor Sox-2-like
Exons: 4
Coding region: 254-1198 (314 amino acids)
Biological process (GO): cell differentiation; regulation of DNA-templated transcription; anatomical structure morphogenesis
Molecular function (GO): RNA polymerase II cis-regulatory region sequence-specific DNA binding; DNA-binding transcription factor activity, RNA polymerase II-specific
Source: RefSeq, a predicted model, not a curated record
CUCUAUGAAUGGUUGUCUAUUAACUUGUUCAAAAAGUAUCAGGAGUUGACAAGGGCUCUGGCGAGGAGGGAGACCGAGUUUGUGUUCAUUCUUCAAGACUAAGAAAAGAAGUUUGUGGGCACAACAGGACCUAAGAGCGCUCACUUCCACAGCAGCAAAGUUACCAGAAGUGGUAAGGUAACUUCAGCAACCUCCAAUUUGGACUUGUUUUUUGUUUACCACUGGUGAGGGAGACUUUAGAAAACCGGUUUAAAUGUACAACAUGAUGGAAACCGAGCUGAAGCCCCCGGCCCCUCAGCCCAACACGGGGGGUACGGGGAACACCAACUCUUCGGGUAACAACCAGAAAAACAGCCCGGACCGGGUCAAGAGACCCAUGAACGCCUUCAUGGUGUGGUCGAGGGGCCAGCGGAGGAAAAUGGCGCAGGAGAACCCCAAAAUGCACAAUUCGGAAAUAAGCAAGCGACUGGGGGCCGAGUGGAAACUUCUGUCUGAGAGCGAGAAGCGGCCGUUCAUCGACGAAGCCAAGCGCCUUCGGGCUCUGCACAUGAAGGAACACCCGGAUUACAAAUACAGACCCCGGAGGAAAACCAAGACCCUCAUGAAGAAGGACAAAUACACCCUGCCAGGUGGGCUCCUGGCGCCGGGUGGGAAUGCCAUGGGCGCAGGUGUCGGUGUAGGGGCCGGUUUGGGCGCCGGGGUCAACCAGAGGAUGGACAGUUAUGCCCACAUGAACGGCUGGACCAACGGAGGCUACGGCAUGAUGCAGGAGCAGCUGGGCUACCCGCAGCACCCGGGGCUGAACGCGCACAACGCGGCGCAGAUGCAGCCCAUGCACCGCUACGACAUGAGCGCGCUCCAGUACAACUCCAUGACCAACUCGCAGACGUACAUGAACGGAUCGCCCACCUACAGCAUGUCCUACUCGCAGCAGGGCACACCUGGAAUGCCGCUGGGCUCCAUGGGCUCGGUGAAGUCCGAGUCCAGUUCGAGUCCUCCAGUGGUCACGUCCUCCUCUCACUCUCGGGCCGGACAGUGUCAAACGGGUGACCUGCGGGACAUGAUCAGUAUGUACCUGCCCGGGGCGGAGGUCCAGGAACAGAGCGCCCAGAGCAGACUGCACAUGUCCCAACAUUACCAGAGCGCACCUGUGCCGGGUACAACGAUUAACGGCACGAUUCCAUUAUCGCAUAUGUAAAUGAACGUUUCUAUACCGCUGGACUCCUUAUCGGACUAUUUUUGUACAGUACACUUUGGGAAGGGAAAAGUUGUAUAGAACUCAAGGAAAGAACACAAAACGUUUGCUUUCUAUUUAAAGAGGAACGUGGAAACGAAGACUGAGAGACACCAGCGUUUAAGUUUCUUGCCUGUAAAUCUCUGCUCUGCUGGGGAGAUAAAACGGCCCAUAUGAAACGAAGACGUCAAGCAUGGCGGUGAUAAUUGGAUUGUGUGGACACCUGUAUGAGUGCAGUAUAUCCAGGGGAUUAGAGGACUGGAUGGGUCUUACAGCUUCUGUCCAAACCUGUGGGUCCAGUUUUAUCCAGGACAUGUCCCUUGAUUGCCUCAGCUAAAUUCUUCUGCUUUUGUCAUCUACUGGAGGGCCGGACCUGCGUGCUGGUGACCGCAAUGUCAGCAAACGAGCUGCAUCAACCUCCCAGUGAACGCAAGACUUGGAUCUGUGCUGAAAUGAUUGUGUAUAUAAAAAAUAUAUCUUUUUGCCACUAUGUCGUGUGUGACUCCUUUCAUUAAAAAUAAUUCAAAUUCAUGUUUUGUAAUAUAAAAUAUUAUAAUACAAGAUAACUGCUUUCAAAAAAACAAUCUUUACUAAUCUCUCUUUGAUGCAUAAACUCUUGUUCUUUGUUUGAUACAUCAAUAAAUAGAACAUUUCGAAAUGUUUGUAGAUUGCUUGUUUUGUUAUAAGAGAUUCAAUGCACUUAAUAUGUUUUCAAAAAUAAAAGAGAA